Aspergillus pseudotamarii is the source of this 984-nucleotide messenger RNA. RefSeq lists its product as uncharacterized. Bases 1 to 984 code for a protein of 327 amino acids. Gene Ontology annotation, molecular function: dioxygenase activity. NCBI's taxonomy places the organism in Eukaryota, Fungi, Ascomycota, Eurotiomycetes, Eurotiales, Aspergillaceae. The transcript has a single exon. The record is from RefSeq and is a predicted model, not a curated record.
AUGCCAACAAAGUACAUCGACCGUCCUAUCCCCCGAAUCUCCCUGGCCGAUUUCGACCAGCGCAUCGAUGAGAUCACUGCGGACCUCGUCCACGCCGCUGAGAAUGUCGGGUUCUUCACGAUAGUCGAUCAUGGUAUCUCUACCGAUGACAUUGAGGCCAUGUUUGCGACCGCCGAGCGCUUCUUUAACCUUCCCGACGACGUCAAGGCCACCGUUCCGUGGAAUCCCAAUAAUGUCGGAUGGGAAAAGAAGUCCCAGGUCAGGCCAUCCACAGGCCAACCGGAUACAAAGGAAUCAUACCAGUUACAGUUCGGAGAGAAUAUGACCAACAUGUGGUUGGACGAUGUCCACCUCCCCGGGUUUCGCACAACGUCCCUGACGUUCAUGCAUCGCGUGCAGGGAGUGUCGGAACAAUUGAUGCGGUGCUUUGCACGCGGGCUCGGCUUUCCAGACAUUUACUUUAUCAAACACCAUGAUGUGUCUCGUGCCAACGAACAGACGACCAUGCGACUGUUGCAUUACUUUGCUCUACCGGAAAAGCCGGACGGAAACACGUAUCAUCGGGCUGGUGCCCAUGCCGACUGGGACUUUCUGACGCUGCUGUUUCAAAGGGAUGGGCAAAACGGACUGGAAAUAUGUCCCGGUCGCGAAGCUGUUACGGAGUUUGGGAUCAGCGAUGAAUGGACUCGUGUGGAAGCGCGCACUGGCGAGAUCGUUUGUAACAUUGGGGACUUGCUCAUGUCGUGGUCGGAUGAUCGCUUUAAAUCGACCUUUCAUCGUGUCAAAGCCCCGUCGGAACCGGGGGAUUACUACGGCGAUCGGUACAGCAUUGCAUAUUUCAAUCAGCCAUGCAAGGAUGCGCUCAUCCAGGGGCCGAAGAAGAAAUAUCCGAUGCUCACGGGAGAACAGUUCAAUGCCCAGGCUAUGCAAAGAAACUUUGCUGCUCUGCAGGAGAAGCUGAAGACCAUGGAGGCGUCGGCCUAA